AUGGAAAUAUCUGUUGAAAAUAAGCUAAUUAACCUCCGGUUUUUUUCUGAUGAUUCUAGACAAGAUCAGAUUGGGAAGGAUUAUUUUAAUUACAUCAGAGAACGAAUUGAUAUAGUACUUCAAAAAAUCAACGUGUUAAAAGUAGAAUACUCUAACACAGAAAAAGUAGAUGAAAAGUUUUUAUUCAUUGCAAAGUUUAUUGCACAAAAUAUUCAUAUAUUAAAGAGGCAGUGUAAAUCCACCUACAUUAGACUGCCUUGGGAAGAAAUGGAGUUUUGCUUAGUUAGUUUUAUUUUUUCUUUCACAAAGCUGCAAGAAAUAAAUCUAUUUUACCAGAUUACUUUAAAUAAAGACAAGAUAUUAAAGCACUUAGGAAAUUUUGCAAAGGAGCUUGAAAAUGAAAAGGACACUUUAGAAGGUUUGGACAUUGGUAAACUUAAUGAUCUUCCAAAACUAAAACGUAAGGCAGUUGUUUCAAAAAUCAUUAGCAAUUACCCUCCGUUUGAAGAAUUGUAUAAUGAUUAUCAACAAAUUAGAGAUAUUUAUUCCUUAGAAAAAAUAAAUGAUUACAUAAAGUUGGCGUCAUCAGCUAAUCCCAAAGGAAAAGAAGGACAGAUAAUUAUUACAAGAGUUUUGCAAGUUAUUGGUGAAUAUUUAAAAAACACUCUAGAGUCUCCUAAAUUAUCUACCACUACAAGUGAGCUUCUUCUACUCUCAUUGCCAAAGAAUACAAGAGAAGUUGUUUCAGAUUUACGUAAUUCUCUAUCACACGCUAAUUCACUCUCUAAGAGAACAGAGAUUGAAGAAAAUACAGAUGUUAAUUUUUUUAUUGGUGUUCAAAAUGACACUAAGAAAGUUGGUGAUGUGAUUACUAAUAUUCUUUAUGAGAACAAAAUUAAAACAAUUAAAGUGUUAUUUAAAAAAAUUGUUAAUAGUGAGAAUUUAGAAGGGAUAAAAGAAGUGACUGAAGCACUUAGUAAUACUGAAUUAGACAGAGUAAUCCCAACAAAUUUUGUAACAAUGGAACAUGAAAAUCUUGAAAAGCUCAUUGCGGAACUAAAUAAUGCUAUAACUGAAAAGACAAUUUGUGAGCAAAAGUUAUUUAAUGAGAUGAAUAAUAUAAUUAAUAGCAUAAAAAAUCAAUCAGAAAAUAUUAGCACCGAUUAUAUGACAGGAUUUGCAUUAUUAAAGAGUUUAUGUUUUGGCUUUAAUGAUACCGUUAUUGAUCACAAUUAUGUUACAGGACUGAAAUUCCACGCUAAUAAAGCAUUGGAAAACAUUCAUAAAACAGAAUCUCACAGUCUUAAAGAAAUUUCUGCUCUAUUAAAGAAAAUUUCUGAUAGUGUUAAAUUAAGAACACAAGAUGAAGACAAUUUUGACAAAGUAAAAAAAAUAAUUUUAAAGAUUUUUGUAACUGUUGAAUUUGGAACAGAUGAAAUCAAAUGGAUUGAGGAAUUAAGGGAAAAGUUAAAUGAAAAAGGUUCUUUCAUUCCUAUACAUAAACAAAGGAAUGCUUGCAAUACAACAGGAAACAAAUAUGACAACCAGCUGUCACUGAAGAUAUCUGAACUGAAAGGUAUUUUAAGGAAUAAUGCAUUAAGUGAUAAAUGUAUUGAAAAACUCACUUCCUAUAAAAGUAAUAAGAAAUUACAAGCAGUAGUAGAAAUGCUAGUUCUAGAUAUUAUGUCAAUUUUGGAUAGCUCAAAAAAGUUUCUAGAAAACAAUCUACUUUUUCUAGACGAUAACACUCCUUUACUAACUGGAAAAUGUUUGCGUAAUCACUUAGCACAUGAUAAUACUUUGGUUGAUUUAUUGUUAUCCAAUUCCUCAAUAGCAGUUAUCUUAAAUGCUAAAAAACUUGCUUCAAUAAAUAUAAUGAAAAGUAAGAAAAAAGUUGGCAAGCUGGUAAGAAAUGAUCCUUCCAAGUUGAAAGAUAAAUAUGAUCAAGGCCUUAUUACUAUUAUUAAUCAAGGAAAAAUGUUUAUGGCAUUGGAAGAAGGAAACCUUAAACUUUUGAAAUUUUAUCUCAAAAAUGGAGCAGACAUCAACGCUCGUAGUAUAAACUUAUCUACAGCAUUACAUUUUGCUGCUAAAGGAUCUAGUCUUGAAACUAUAAAAUUUGUUCUUGAACAAAAUUUAGAUGCAAAUGUUAAGGACAUUACGGGUCAAAGCCCAUUGCAUGUUGCUGCUGCAUAUGGAAGAAAAAAUAUUGUGACAUUUUUUGUGCAAAAAGUGGGUUUACAUGUCGAUGAUUUAGAUAAUUAUUGCAAAACACCACUACACAUAGCCGCGAAAAACGGUCACAUCGAUACUGUUGAAGUUUUAUUGCAAAAUGGAGCAAAUACUAUUGCUCAUGAUUUAAGGGGUCUUUCGCCUGUAUAUUAUGCAAUUAUAAAUCAUCAUCUUAAUGUUGCUAAGAUUCUUCUGCAAAAAGAUGCAAGUGUCAGUAUUAACGAGGCUACAGGUGGCUUUACUCCAUUACAUGAAGCUGCAGAAAGAGGUAACCUCGAGUUAGUUAAUUUCUUACUUCAAAAUGAGGCAGAUGUCAAUGCUAGAAAUGACAGAGAUUGGACAGCAUUACAUGCUGCAGCAUUUAAUGGCCACUUGGAAAUAGUAGAUGCUUUAAUUCUAAAAGGGGCUAAUGUUAGUGCUACUGUCAUAAAUGGUUGUACCUCAUUACAUUAUGCAGUGGAAAGUGGUCAUGAAAAGAUAACUAAAGUUUUAUUGAAACAUGGAGCUAAUGUCGAUGCUGUUGACAAAACCUGCAAUAAUACACCUUUACACUAUGCAGCAAAAUAUGGACAAGAGGAAAUUGUUAAAAUUUUACUGGAAAAUAAGGCCAAUGCUGGAGUUUGCACUGUUACAGGUAUGACUCCAUUGCAUGUUGCAGCAAAGAGUGGUAACCUGGGAAUAUCUAUUCUUCUCCUUGAACAUGGUGUUAACAUUCAUGCAAAAGAUAAAAUUAAUUCUACACCAUUAUUCAUUGCAGCAGAAAGAGAUCAUCAAGACAUUGCUGAACUUCUAAUAAAAAAUGGGGCAGAUAUUAAUUCCAGAGCUUUUAAUGAUCUUACACCUUUACAUAUUACAGCUCUGAAAGGACACAAAAAUAUCAUUGAUUUACUUGUUAGAAAUAAAGUUGAAGUUAAUGCGAAAGACAUAAAUGGUAGAACAGCACUACAUGCAGCUGCCCAGAAUGGUAGUAAAGAUGUCAUUGAUCUCCUGAUAAAAAAUAAAGCUGAAGUCAAUGCUAGAAACAGUGAUGGCAUGACACCAUUACAAUUAGCUGCUCUAAAGGGCCAUGGAGAUGCUAUUGUUUCCCUAAUAAAAAAUAAAGCUGAUGUAAAUACUAAAGCUAAUAAUGGUCUUACACCACUACAUGCAGCUGUUGUAGAAGGCCACAAAGAUGCUGUUUCUCUUUUACUGAAGAACGAAGCUGAAGUUGAUGCAAAAGGUAUUGCAGAUAGUACACCAUUACAUGUAGCUGCUGAAGCAGGCUAUAAAGAAAUUGUUGAGAUUCUGGUUGCCAAUGGAGCUGAUGUAAACAUCAACAGUAGCAAUCUAACACCAUUGCUCUGUGCUAUUAAAUGUAACAUGAAAGAAAUUGUUGAAAUUCUUGUUUCAAAUGGAGCUGAUGUUAAUGCAAUUGGUAACAAACCUAUAGAACUAGCAGUUAUUGCAGGUUUUAAAGAUAUUGUAGAAAUUUUGUUGAAAAACAAAGCUUGCAUUAAUAUGAAAUUUGAUAAAAACUUAACUUUAUUGCAUUUUGCUGCUUCAAGAGGUCACAAAGAGAUAGUUAAUGCCUUAAUAACUGAAGGAGCUCAUGUUGAUGCUCUAGAUAUUGAAAAAACAACACCAUUACAUCUUGCAGCAGCAGAAGGUCAUGUAGAAAUUGUUAAACUUUUGCUGAUGAACGGAGCUGAUGUUAAUGCUGUAAACAUUGAAUGUGCGCCACUUCAUAGAGCUGCAGGAUCUGGCCAUAAAAGUGUUGUUGACAUUCUGUUAAAAUAUGGAGCAAAAAUCAAAAAAGACAAUGAGAACAGAACACCUUUUGAAUUAGCAGUUUCAUAUGGUCAUUUGCAAAUAGUUAAAAUGUUACAGCAACAUGAAAAAGUAGAUAUGAAUGCUCAAGGCAAUGGAGGUUGGACAGUAUUGCACAUUGCUUCACAGGGAAGUAGCUUAGAAAUGGUAAAAUAUCUAGUAGAUGAAGGUUCUAAUGUUAAUGCUAAAAAUGCCUCUGGCUCAAAACCUAUACAUAUUGCUGCCAGAGAAGGCAAAUGGAUUAGUGCGCUUAAAGCAUAUAGAGAAUGUUUUGAUCAGAUAAAAGCUGUUUUUGGACCAAGUCAUCAAAGUGUUUUGGAUAUUAUAAAAAAGACAGAAAUGCUCAAUUUUAUGUUCAAGAUUGAGGGUAGAGAAGAAUUGAAGAAUAUCCUGUAUAAUCAGAAAAAUAUAAAUAUUGCUGCGAGUGAAGGUGAUAUACAAACUGUUGAGCAUCUAUUAAAAAGUGGACUUGAUGUCAAUGUCAAAGAUAAUGAUGGCAGAACUUCAUUACAUUAUGCUGCCAACAAUGGACACUUGAGUAUGGUAAACAUAUUGCUGAAAAACGGAGCUGAUAUUACUCAAGUUACCAAUAAAGGCAAUACACCAUUACACACUGCUACUUCCAAAGGGCCCGAUCAAGCCAAACUGGUGCACAGGUCCUGA
Molecule: messenger RNA, 4701 nt
Organism: Uloborus diversus
Lineage: Eukaryota; Metazoa; Arthropoda; Arachnida; Araneae; Uloboridae
Product: serine/threonine-protein phosphatase 6 regulatory ankyrin repeat subunit B-like
Exons: 3
Coding region: 1-4701 (1566 amino acids)
Biological process (GO): protein localization to ciliary inversin compartment
Cellular component (GO): ciliary inversin compartment
Molecular function (GO): protein binding
Source: RefSeq, a predicted model, not a curated record